AUGUUUGGCGUGAGGGGAAAAGUGAAAGCGUGCAAUUUUGUACACAACGACGAAAUAUGGUAAGUCUGACUUUUUUUUGUGGUCCCUCAUAAAUUUCCCCAACUGUAGGCGAUAUAAGUGCCGAGCAAUUUGGUUAGAAAUUUCAUUUUUGGAGUGGAUCGGUUAUAAAUCGGCAACAAUGAUGCCUGUGGUAUCUUCUACCAAUAUCCAAAAAUUGACUCAAGCCAUUUUUUGUGCUGAAAAGUUGCAGACGACUUCGAGCCGUUUUGCACCCUAAAGCAAACUUUUCAUUUCUCUUAAGCUCGAUGGUCUAUUGGUAGCCAAUCAAAAUAGAGAGAAAUACAAAGAGCCAAUGAGAAACGAAAUAAAUGAGUAUAAAAAAAGUUAAGCGCGUGAAAGGUAGUCGAUUAAUUUAUAUUAACAUCUGAUUGAUUGAGAAGGUAGUGAGAGUUUUCAAGCCAAAUCACAGAGCACUUUGAAGAAAAAAGAGCGUAUUGUGUAUACAAUUAUUUUACUUUAUGUUCACUUUUUACCAGACGCGGCAUUAAAAGAACUUCGUUUGUUACAUUAUUCAUCAAAGAUUUGUAAUGUCCGCUGAUACCGAUUCCAACACCAAAAAAGUACCAUCCGUCUUUUUAAGCCGUUCUUCGGCUACAAAUUAGUGUCCAUGCCCUGGCUUUGCCCAAGAAGUUGUGGAAUUACUACUCAAAAGAAUGCCCUCCGUCAUUCCCCCAUCACACCAAGAUUUUCAAGGCAAAAUCCCCUUCCCGCCAACCCCCCAUAUUCUUUUAACACCGGAAUUUCUCUUUACCUGAAAAAAUGUUUCUUGUAUUCUUUAUUUUUCAAUCGAUUACAGGAAAGAUCAUGUAAAUAGAGAACUCCUCUCUCAGAGGCGAUGGCCGGAUAAGUGGGGAUUUCUGGCUAAUGAAUACCAUCGGGUAAGCAUGUUCUGUAGAGCGCCCUGCACGUCAUUGUGUAGAGGGACGGAAAAUAUCAAGUAGGGAGCAUUCAGGCUGACAGAGUUACGUCAAAACGCGAGAGUACUGAUAACUGGAUCAAAUACUAUUGAGAUGCAAGGAAACAUUUUCAAAAGAGCUGCAUUGUGAUUUUCUGUUUCGUUUUUCACGUGUGAUGUAACAAAGCUAUGGCCAAUUCGUCAAAGCACAUAAUUAACAAAAACAAUGUCCUCGCUGGUGAACUCCCGAGAGUGAACUUUUCAUUUCUUAUUAGUACUCAUGCUUUUGCGCGUAAUAUCUUUUGGAACAUUUCAUUGAAAAUUUCAGACAACGUUCCUUUCAUACCAUUGCGAUUUAGUUACAGCUCGAGACACUGAGAAUCGGCCAAGAUGAGUUUGAGGUGGAUGAAGAACGUAAACAAGAAAGCCUGGUGACUAGUACAGAGAGCGAAGAGAAAGAUGGUACAGAACAGGCUCAAGUGUUGCUUGGCAACGCCAACAAGAUGCCAUUUCCAGAAACCACGUCACAAAUAAUUGGACGGAAGGCCGAGAUGUCGCAAAGAAAUGAGAUCGAACGCAAUGCUCGUGGAAAGCAAGACAUAGUUAAGUUAUUCAAAUGGCCACGUGAGGGUUUGUAAAGGAAUAAGACAUCCUAAGUACAAAAUAAACCGUGUUAUGAACUGAAUCCUUUUUGAGACUUUCUCUAAUAUACCAGUGUAUGAAAGCGAACCUAACUUAUUCCCAAGUUUUUGUAGUAGCAAAGAUAUUGGCCUGUAGAUUUG
This is a messenger RNA of Pocillopora meandrina, 1737 nucleotides long. Lineage: Eukaryota; Metazoa; Cnidaria; Anthozoa; Scleractinia; Pocilloporidae. The record is from the annotation of a GenBank genome assembly.